This is a messenger RNA of Archocentrus centrarchus (flier cichlid), 1229 nucleotides long. It is a transcript of the gene sdr39u1, whose product is annotated as short chain dehydrogenase/reductase family 39U, member 1. The record is from RefSeq and is a predicted model, not a curated record. The transcript has 6 exons. The coding region runs from base 108 to 1016 and encodes 302 amino acids. Lineage: Eukaryota; Metazoa; Chordata; Actinopteri; Cichliformes; Cichlidae.
CCAAAUUCGCUAAAAUAAGUCUUUGAUAACAGUCAGAGCGGUAGGAGGGGGUCAUUUGCAGUGGCGUUUAGAGAUUGAGCUCAGCGUCAGAGGGCAAGUUUCUGACCAUGAGAAUCUUAAUCGGAGGGGGAUCUGGCUUCAUUGGCCGUGAGCUGACCCGCCUGCUUAGGGAUAAAGGUCAUGAGGUCACAGUGAUAUCUCGCCAGUCUGGUCCAGGGAAGAUAACAUGGGGUGAGCUGGAGUCUCGUGGUCUCCCACCGUGCGAGUGUGCCGUCAACUUGGCUGGCGAGAAUCUCAUGAACCCACUUCGAUGGUGGAAUGAAAGCUACAAAAAAGACUUGUUCUCCAGUCGCAUUGACACAACCAAAGCGCUCUCUCAAGCCAUUGCUGCUUCCUCCAGUCCUCCUCAAUCUUGGGUGCUGGUGUCAGGUGUAGCUUGCUACAAACCCAGUCUAACAGCUCAGUACACAGAAGACAGUGAUUGGACUCCGUUUGACCUUCUCUCAAGCCUUGUCAAAGAGUGGGAGGCCGCAGCACUUCUUCCUGAAAAUGUGGCAAAAAACACCAAACAAGUCAUCAUCCGGCCUGGGGCAGUUCUUGGUCGUGACGGUGGCGCCAUGAAGCAGAUGCUGCUUCCGUUCUGGCUCGGCCUCGGGGGCACCUUGGGAUCUGGAAGACAGCCAUUUCCCUGGAUCCACGUCUCAGACCUGGCAGGAAUCAUCACCCAUGCGCUGGAGCCGCCUGCUGACUCUCCACCCUCCCCAUCACCACAAGUGUUCAACGGAGUUGCACCGGCCCUCAACACCAACUAUGAGUUCACUAAAGAACUGGGGCGGGUCCUGAGGCGGCCCACCAUAUUUCCUGUACCUGGCUUUGUUAUGAACGCCCUAAUGGGCUCUGAGAGGGCUGUGGUCCUCACUCAAGGCCAGAAAGUCAUACCUAAGAGAACUUUGGAGUCUGGAUUUCAGUACAAGUACCCUGACUUGACCUCAGCCUUGAAGGAGAUUGUUCGUUAAUAGGAGCGUAUCUCUGCUCAUAUUUACUGUAUUACAAGAAUAAAUGUAAGAGCCUAAACGAGUCAUUAAAAAUGAAUCCCAGGAUUACAAGUUGGUAAAAGACUGUUGUAAAUUACACUUUUCCAUAUCUGUGGUCUGCUGUUGGUGGUGUGGAUCAUGUUUGAAAAACUAUUUUUAAAUAAAAUAAGUAAAAAGUGGCUUAAAUAUUUACUU